AUGGGCAGGCACCAGCAGAUUCCUAAAAUUACUUGGAGUCUUCAGGUUGGACUGCCGAUUCCAACCUCCUCUGCAAGCAUCAGUGACUUGGACCAAGCGGCAGGAUUGGCAACGGCAUUUGCUUUCCUUCUGGCUGCUCCUUUACAAUUUGUUAUGCUAUCAGUUGGACGGGCACUUUGGGCUAGUCUUGUCGCUCUCAUUACUGCCACAACAAGGGUGGUGGGAAAGUUGCCUUGGCUAACCACCGUCAUCGAGGCCGUAUCACUCUGUCUCGAACUGCCAUCUCACAUCAUAAAACAUGAUGCACGAGUGAUCACAAAGGCUGAGUCUAUGGAAGCUAGUGAGGCGAAGAGUACAUCGUUGGAGAUAUGCAACUCACAGACAACAUGA
Messenger RNA from Penicillium vulpinum, 390 nucleotides. RefSeq lists its product as uncharacterized. The record is from RefSeq and is a predicted model, not a curated record. The transcript has 2 exons. The coding region runs from base 1 to 390 and encodes 129 amino acids. NCBI's taxonomy places the organism in Eukaryota, Fungi, Ascomycota, Eurotiomycetes, Eurotiales, Aspergillaceae.